GCCUUUUUAUUUAAGCAUGUAACUGGCCUGUAAAAAAUCCUGCAGUCAUAUACAUACAUACAUAUGUUGUAUGUGCAUAUUCCUACAUAGCUGGUAUUGAUUUGGUAAUAAAUUCAUACAGCAUUGGUAGUAGUUUAUUUCUGAGUGGUGCCUUUUUCAUUACUACAAUAUUACUAAACGGUAAUGCUCGUUCUUACCGUGCCAAUAGUGUCAUAAAUACAAAUCGUGAGUUUUCACUUUCACUUGUCUCGUCCACUUCAUUCAAAUACACGUCAAUAUGUAGCUAGAUACUUCAUCGCUAUGUAUUGUAGGAAUGAGAAAUAACGGUAUAGUGCAAAAAUUUGGUGACCCCGGUCUCCAUCGAAGGAAACAUUUCCCGGUAUAGCCCCAGACGUACUCCUUUGUACUACGCGACCACCAUAUCAAUGCACCCGUCAAAUCUCACUCAUACUUUUCUUCCCCACAGUAUGAAUCACUGACAAGUUGUAAUUUAUAAUUUCUGGGGGAGCUUUACAGGAGCUGUAUGUCACGGAAUUACAAUGCAGGCCGAAAUCAACCAAACGGUGAAACACUUCGAAAAUCUUGACUUUGUCGGUGAUAUCGACAAAGUGCGGGGAAAGGCUUUGGCUAACCCAGUCAUUUUGGACAAAAUAUUUUACUCCUUGGACGCAUCAACUUUAAAAUCUGCUCGACUCGUGUGCCCCAUUUGGGCCGACGUGGCCGCCUCGUUUCUCGGGAACCUGUGUCGCCUGACCUUUUCAACAACGCCAAAUUCUGAACAAUUGACCUCAUUCAACCCCAAACUCGCCAAGCAUGUAAAAUUAGCCAUGAAGUGUGACUGCUCCUCGGCCUGCACCUGUGAACCCCAUGGGUCGUGUUACUGCUGCUGGACCUGUACCUGUUCGCCCAAUGAAGUUGACUCCAAUCGCAAUCUGCCACCUAAUUUCGCUCUACAUUUGCCUGCGAUUUCUGCCACUCUGGAAACAAUCGAGAUCAACGUGGCCAGUCCGUAUCAACCGAAUUUGCACCCCAUGUGGACCACGAACCUCCCAAACCUCGCCGUCAUCUCGAUCACCACCGAAAAAGAUUGGCAUCUUGGUAAUAAUCAUGCCGAAACUGCAGAUGAAGAGAUGCGUCAGGAAUUUCGACCCCUUCCAAAUCUAAGAGUACUUUCGAUAACAAGAAUCGGAGAUGGCCCAACCUUUGUGGACGUGCCGUGCAGGUACCAGGGCCUCCUGAACGCUGCCCCAAACCUGGAAGAAUUAAAUCUUUCCGCGAAUUCCUACCCAGAUUUGACCCGAUGUCCAAAACUGCAAAAUUUAACGUACGAGUAUCAAGGGACCGUUUUACAUGAGAAGGAACUCGUGCAAUUCAAUAUUUCCGAGAUAAACAGAAUGUUAGAAAAUUGUCGGGACUCCUUGAAAAAGUUGACUUUGAAGUACGACGGUCAUCAUGAUGUUAAGCUGGAUUUUCACUUUCCAAAUCUCACCCACCUCGAAAUCCAGGAUGACGACAAGUUCAAAAUUGGGGAUUUGUUAAACACCACCAACCUUCCGAGCCUGACGCAUUUAUCCAUUUGUACUCAGCACGACAUUUCUGCCCUGAUUGAAACUUUGCAUACACGCCACGUGGGAAUAACAUCGCUCCGCAUGCGUGCCUAUCACUGCUCGAACGGUUGGAGCCAGGAUGGACAAGCAGCUAUCAAACUGGUCAACCUCUUCCCUGCCGUGACAGAAUUAAAAUUGUCAUUGUCGGUUCAUUUUGUCCGAAAUGGUGACGAAACAGUAGAUUUUCGUCCUUUAAAAGAAGUGAUGCAAACUUUAGGCGAGUGGGGGUUAACUCAGGGGAAAGUCGUCGUUGGAAGUCUUCCCGUACGUUCAGAUGAGAAUGAUUAUUAUUACUCGGGUCACCUAUUUGAUCCGGCUUUAAAUAUUGAUUCGGACGUUGUGGUGACCGUGUUGGAAGGAAUGAAGGAAUGGAGAGGUUUGGCGAACACAUCACUUAAAUGUUGCGCAAAUUGCUACGGCGCGCGUUUGGAACCGUCCGACCGGAUGCGAGAGGCCUUCUUGUCAUGCAGUAGAAUUAGAACUGUUACUUUGGAAGAAUUAGAGGUUUUGGGACAAACGGAAAGCAAGGAUUUUCAUGAAUUUAUCCGAGAAAAUGAUUUGCCAGUUAGUUUUACGGAUCGCGAGUAGCGAAAUUUUAUUUCAAAUUUGAUUUCAGAUUUUGGACAAAAUAUUUUACUCCUUGGACUUUAAAAUCCGCCCGACUCAUGUGCCCAUAAAUAUUUAAGUUGCAGUGCAACUGUUUCACUUUUUUCAUGUAGAUAUGUACAUAUGCAUUCAACGUGUAUUAAACGUUUGAACUGAUGAAUUAUUUAUAUAAAAUACACAUUCACCAUGCAAA
Molecule: messenger RNA, 2406 nt
Organism: Folsomia candida
Lineage: Eukaryota; Metazoa; Arthropoda; Collembola; Entomobryomorpha; Isotomidae
Exons: 6
Coding region: 540-2195 (551 amino acids)
Source: RefSeq, a predicted model, not a curated record